Molecule: messenger RNA, 9061 nt
Organism: Tachyglossus aculeatus (Australian echidna)
Lineage: Eukaryota; Metazoa; Chordata; Mammalia; Monotremata; Tachyglossidae
Gene: KALRN
Product: kalirin RhoGEF kinase
Exons: 60
Coding region: 6-9056 (3016 amino acids)
Biological process (GO): axon guidance; intracellular signal transduction; protein phosphorylation
Cellular component (GO): postsynaptic density; cytoplasm
Molecular function (GO): guanyl-nucleotide exchange factor activity; ATP binding; protein kinase activity
Source: RefSeq, a predicted model, not a curated record
CAGCCAUGAACCCCCCCGAGGGGCCAGCCGACGAAGCAGCCGCCGCAGAUUCGGACGUGGACGCCUUUUUCCGGACAGGGUCUUUUCGGAACGACAGUCUGAAAGCUGCAGACGUGCUGCCCAUCCUGAAGGAGAAAGUGGCCUUCGUGUCCGGUGGCCGGGACAAGCGGGGUGGCCCCAUCCUUACCUUCCCAGCCCGGGGCAAUCACGACCGGAUCCGGCAAGAAGACCUGAGUAAGCUCGUCACCUAUCUGGCCAGCGUGCCCAGCGAGGAUGUGUCGAAGCGUGGCUUCACAGUGAUCAUCGACAUGCGUGGGUCCAAGUGGGAGCUGAUCAAGCCCCUGCUGAAGACGCUGCAGGAAGUCUUCCCAGCCGCCAUCCACAGUGCGCUGCUCAUCAAGCCCGACAACUUCUGGCAGAAGCAGAAGACCAACUUCGGCAGCUCCAAGUUCACCUUCGAGACGAACAUGGUGUCCGUGGAGGGGCUGGCCAAGCUGGUGGACCCGUCGCAGCUGACGGACGAGUUCGACGGCUCACUGGACUACAACCACGAGGCAUGGAUCGAUCUGCGGGGGGCUCUGGAGGCGUUCUUCCACAGCGCCGUGCACCUGCUGGCGCGCCUGGAGGACCUGCAGGAGAUGCUGGCGCGCAAGGAGUUCCCCGUGGACGUGGAGGGCUCACGGCGCCUCAUCGACGAGCACGCCCAGCUGAAGAAGAAGGUGCUCCGGGCGCCCGUGGAGGAGCUGGACCGCGAGGGCCAGAGGCUGCUGCAGUGCAUCCGCUGCAGCGAUGGCUUCUCGGGCCGCAAUGGCCUGCCGGGCAGCGCCGACUUCCAGAGCCUUGUACCCAAAGUGACCAGCCUCCUGGACAGGCUGCACUCCACCCGCCAGCACCUGCACCAGAUGUGGCACGUGCGCAAGCUCAAGCUCGACCAGUGUUUCCAGCUCAGGCUCUUCGAGCAGGACGCUGAGAAGAUGUUCGACUGGAUCAGCCACAACAAGGCGCUGUUUCUGCAAAGCCACACAGAGAUCGGCGUCAGCCACCAGCACGCACUGGAUCUGCGAACCUUGCACAAUCACUUCACCAUGAACUCCAUGAACGCGUACGUGAAUAUCAACCGCAUCGUUUCGGUGGCAUCGCGCCUGGCCGAGAGCGGCCACUAUGCUGCACAGCAGAUGAAGCAGAUCUCUGGCCAGCUGGACCAGGACUGGAAGAGCUUCGCUGCUGCACUGGACGAGCGCAGCACCAUCCUGGCCAUGUCUGCUGUGUUCCACCAGAAAGCCGAGCAGUUUCUGUCAGGGGUGGACGCCUGGUGCAAAAUGUGCAGUGAUGGGGGGCUGCCAGCCGACAUGCAGGGCCUGGAGCUGGCGGUGCAUCACCACCAGGCCCUGUACGAGCAGGUGACCCAGGCCUACACCGAGGUGAGCCAAGACGGCAAGGCCCUCCUGGACGUCCUGCAGCGGCCCCUGGGCCCCGGCAAUGCGGAGUCUCUGACGGCAUCGGCCAACUACUCGCAGGCCGUGCUGCAGGUCCUGGACGUGGUACAUGAAGUCCUGCACCACCAACGCCGCCUGGAAGGCAUCUGGCAACACCGCAAGGUCCGCCUGCACCAGCGCCUGCAGCUCUGCGUCUUCCAGCAGGACGUGCAGCAGGUGCUGGACUGGAUUGAAAACCACGGCGAGGCCUUUCUCAGCAAACACACUGGCGUGGGCAAGUCCCUGCACCGGGCACGAGCCCUCCAGAAGCGGCAUGAUGACUUCGAGGAGGUGGCCCAGAACACGUACACAAACGCGGACAAGCUGCUGGAGGCGGCGGAGCAGCUGGCGCAGACGGGGGAGUGCGACCCAGAGGAGAUCUACAAGGCCGCACGGCACCUCGAGGUCCGCGUGCAGGACUUCGUGCGACGCGUGGAGCACCGCAAGCUGCUGCUCGACAUGUCCGUGUCCUUCCAUACGCACACCAAAGAGCUGUGGGCCUGGAUGGAAGACCUGCAGAAGGAGCUGCUGGAGGAUGUGUGUGCCGACUCGGUGGAUGCAGUGCAGGAGCUGAUCAAGCAAUUCCAGCAGCAGCAAACAGCCACCCUGGAUGCCACCCUCAACAUCAUCAAGGAAGGGGAGGAUCUCAUCCAGCAGCUCAGGGACUCGGCCGUGUCCAGCAACAAGACACCGCACAGCAGCUCCAUCAGCCACAUCGAGGCAGUGCUGCAGCAGCUGGACGAAGCGCAGGCACGGGUGGAGGAGCUUUUCCACGAGCGAAAGGUCAAAUUGGACAUCUCCCUGCAGCUGCGCAUCUUCGAGCAGUUCACCAUCGAGGUGACGGCUGAGUUGGACGCGUGGAACCAGGACCUGCUGAGGCAGCUGAGCGACUUCAACACGGAGGACGUGACGCUGGCCGAGCAGCGGCUGCAGCGCCACACGGAACGGAAGCUGGCCAUGACCAACCUGACCUUUGAGGUGGUGCAGCAGGGACAGGACCUGCAUCAGUACAUCAUGGAAGCCCAGGCCUCAGGCAUCGAACUGAGCAGCGACAAGGACGUGGACCUGGCGGGGCAGGUGCAGGAGCUGCUGGACUUUGUGCACGAGAAGCAGCAGGAGCUGGAGCUGAGCGCCAACCAGACCCACAAGCAGCUGGAGCAGUGUCUGCAACUGCGCCACCUCCAGGCUGAGGUCAAACAGGUCCUGGGCUGGAUUCGCAAUGGGGAAUCAAUGCUCAACGCCAGCCUGGCCAAUGCCAGCUCCCUGUCGGAAGCCGAGCAGUUGCAGAGAGAACAUGAGCAGUUCCAGCUGGCCAUUGAGUCCCUGUUCCAUGCCACCUCGCUGCAGAAGACUCACCAGAGCGCACUGCAGGUGCAGCAGAAGGCUGAGGCGCUGCUGCAGGCCGGGCACUAUGACAGCGAGGCCAUCCGGCAGUGCGCCAAUAAGGUGGCCCUGCACUGGCAGCAGCUCAUGCUCAAGAUGGAGGACCGUCUGAAGCUGGUCAAUGCCUCCGUGGCCUUCUACAAGACCUCCGAGCAGGUGUGCAGCGUCCUGGAGAGCCUGGAGCAGGAAUACCGGCGAGAUGAUGACUGGUGCGGAGGCCGAGACAAAUUGGGCCCCGCCGCCGAGGUGGACCACGUCAUCCCCCUCAUCAGCAAACACUUGGAGCAGAAGGAGGCCUUCCUGAAGGCCUGCACACUGGCCCGGAGGAAUGCCGAGGUCUUCCUCAAAUACAUCCACCGGAACAACGUCAGCAUGCCGGGCUCAGCCAGCCACACCCGCGGGCCUGAGCAGCAGGUGAAAGCCAUACUGAGCGAACUCCUGCAGCGGGAGAACCGGGUCCUGCACUUCUGGACAAUGAAGAAGCGGCGGUUAGACCAGUGCCAGCAGUUCGUGGUGUUCGAACGCAGUGCCAAGCAGGCGCUGGAGUGGCUGCAGGACAGCGGCGAGUUCUACCUGUCAACGCACACGUCCCCCGGGGAGACACUGGAGGAGACGCAGGCGCUGCUCAAGGAAUACGGCGAGUUCCGGGUCCCGGCCAAGCAAACCAAGGAGAAGGUGAGAUUGCUCAUCCAGCUGGCAGACAGCUUCGUGGAGAAGGGCCAUGCCCACGCUGUGGAGAUCAGGAAGUGGGUGACCUCAGUGGACAAGCAGUACCGCGACUUCUCCCUUCGAAUGGGCAACUUCCACUACACACUGGAGAAGGCCCUUGGGGUCAACACGGAGGAUCACAAGGACCUGGAGCUGGACAUCAUCCCGGCCAGCCUUUCAGACCGCGACGUCAAACUGCGCGAGGUCAACCACGAGGCCAACGAAGAGAAGAGGAAGUCGGCCCGCAAGAAAGAGUUCAUCAUGGCGGAGCUGCUGCAGACAGAAAAGGCCUACGUCCGAGACUUGCACGAGUGUCUGGAGACGUACCUAUGGGAGCUGACGAGCGGCGUGGAGGAGGUCCCCCCCGGCAUCCUCAACAAGGAGCCCAUCAUCUUCGGAAACAUCCACGAGAUCUACGAUUUCCACAACAACAUCUUCCUGAAGGAGCUGGAAAAAUACGAGCAGCUUCCCGAGGACAUCGGCCACUGCUUCGUCACUUGGGCCGAUAAGUUCCACAUGUACGUGACCUACUGCAAGAACAAGCCAGAUUCCAGUGAACUGAUCUUGGAACACGCGGGCACCUUCUUUGACGAAAUCCAGCAACGGCACGGCCUGGCCAACUCCAUCUCAUCCUACUUAAUCAAACCUGUCCAGAGGAUCACCAAGUACCAGCUCCUCCUCAAGGAGCUCCUGGCCUGCUGCGAAGAGGGCAAGGGCGAGCUGAAGGACGCACUGGACGUGAUGCUCAGCGUCCCCAAAAGAGCCAACGACGCCAUGCAUGUCAGCAUGCUGGAAGGGUUUGACGAGAACCUGGACGUCCAGGGGGAAUUGAUCCUCCAAGACUCCUUUCAGGUGUGGGACCCCAAGUCUCUGAUUCGCAAGGGGCGGGAGCGCCACCUCUUCCUCUUCGAGAUCUCGCUCGUCUUCAGCAAGGAGAUGAAAGACUCGGCCGGACACACCAAAUACGUUUACAAGAAUAAGCUGCUGACCUCAGAGCUGGGGGUGACCGAGCACGUGGAGGGAGAUGCCUGCAAGUUUGCCUUAUGGUCCGGCCGCUCGCCCUCCUCAGACAACAAGACGGUGGUCAAGGCUUCCAGCAUCGAGGCCAAGCAGGAGUGGAUGAAGAAGAUCAGGGAGGUGAUCCAGGACAGGCUCAUCCACCUCAAGGGGGCACUUAAGGAGCCCAUCCAACUGCCCAAGACCCCGGCCAAGCAGAGGAACAACACCAGGAGGGACGGAAUGGAUGAUGGGGACGGUCAGGGGGAGGGCAGCAGCCAGCCGGACACCAUCUCCCUCACCUCCAGGACCUCCCAGAACACAGGGGACAGCGACAAGCUGUCGGGGGGCUGCGAGCUGAACGUGGUGCUACAGGACUUCGGUGCGGGCCACAGCGGGGAGCUGAGUGUCCAGGCGGGGCAGACGGUGGAAGUGCUGGGCCGCUGCCUGGUGUGGACGACCACCACCACGACCACCACCAUGGGGACGCCGGUGGCGGCGGGGGCCACGGCGGGGACGGGGACAACCUCGACAGGGACGGCUGCGGUGGGCCUGGCAGAGCGCGGCGGCCCGCAGGAGGGCCUGGUCCCUGGCAGCUCGCUCUGCUCCUCUCGUGCCCGUGGCAGCCUGGAGAUCGACUGCUUCUACCCGCCUGGCAGAGAUGUCUUCUCCCCAGGGCCCGGGGAGAACGGAGCCAAGCCGGACCCGGUGUCCAGCCUGCAGCCGCAGGGCCCGAAGCGUUCGGGGAACACGCUGAAGAAGUGGCUGACCAGCCCCGUGCGGCGACUCAACAGCGGCAAGGCCGACGGACACGUCAAGAAGCAGAAGAAGCCGGCCCGCGAUGGGCGCAAGAGCUGCGACCUCGGCUCCCCGCGCACCGCGGACGACGGCACCCCUCAGGGGGACAGUGCCGACGAGAAGAGCAAGAAGGUGUGGGGGGAGGAUGAGGCGGAUGAAGAGUGGCACCCCCCACUGCCACCCCCCAUGAAGAUCUUUGACAACGACCCCUCGCAGGACGAGAUGCCCUGCUCUCUGCUCGCUGCCCGACAGUGCGCUGCCCUGGCCCCCACCUCCGCCCCUGACGUCCCCACCGCCGCAGACCUGGUCAGCGCCAUCGAGAAACUCGUCAAGAACCAGCUGACCCUGGACGGCAGCGGCGGCGAGCGGGGAUCGUUCCGCGGAGGAAUCCCGGCUGAAGCCCCCAGCGAGAGUCCGGCUCCGACCCUGACCCCAGCCCCGGCCACGCCGCCCCGGAACACGGAGGAGGAGCAGCGGGCCAAGGCCCUGCGCGGCAGGAUGUUCGUCCUCAAUGAGUUGGUGCAGACGGAAAAGGAUUACGUCAAAGACCUGGGCAUAGUGGUACAGGGCUUCAUGCAGCGGAUGGAGGAGAAGGGGGUCCCGGAGGCCAUGCGGGGGAAAGACAAGAUCGUCUUCGGCAACAUCCACCAGCUGUGCGACUGGCACACAGACUUCUUCCUGGCGGAGCUGGAGAAGUGCAUUCAGGAGCCCGAGCGGUUAGCGCGGCUCUUCAUCAAGCACGAGCGGAGGCUGCACAUGUACGUGUGGUACUGCCAGAACAAGCCGCGCUCCGAGCACCUCGUGGCCGAGUUCGACGCCUACUUCGAGGAGGUGAAGCGGGACCUCGGGCAGCGGCUCGGCCUCAGCGACUUCCUCAUCAAGCCCGUCCAGAGGAUCACCAAGUACCAGCUGCUGCUCAAGGAUUUCCUGAAAUACAGCGAGAAGGCCGGGCUGGACUGUGCCGAGAUAGAGGAAGCAGUGGAGCUCAUGUGUCUUGUCCCCAAGCGCUGCAAUGACAUGAUGAACCUCGGCCGGCUGCAGGGCUUCGAGGGUCCACUACCAGCGCAGGGCAAGCUGCUUCAGCAAGACACGUUCUUCGUGACGGGGCCGGACGCGGGAGCGCAGCAGAGCCGGCCCAAGGAGCGCCGCGUCUUCCUCUUCGAGCAGAUCGUCAUCGUCAGCGAGCUGCUCCGCAAGGCCGCCCUCGCCCCCGCCUAUGCCUUCAGCUGCGGCAUCAAGAUGAAUCACCUGAGCCUGGAGGACAGCGUGGAUGGAGACCCCUGCAAGUUCGCCCUGUUCAACCGAGACACGGCCGAGAGAAUCGUCCUGCAGGCCGCCAACCCUGAAAUCCGACAUGCCUGGGUCCAGGACAUCAAUCAGCUGCUGGACUCUCAGCACCACUUCAUCAACGCUCUGCAGUCGCCCAUCGAGUACCAGCGGAAGGAACGUAGCAACGCUGUGCUAAAGACUCCGGUCAGCAGGGUCCCCGGGCCCAGCUCCCGGCCCCACUCCUCAAUGCCCCCGGGGCCGGAGCGGCAGGCCAAGGGGAUGGACGGCAGCCCCCCGCUGCCCUCCCUGAAGAAACCCACCGCCGACGGCAGCCCCAGCCUCGACCUCCAGCAGCCGGCGGACACGUGUGAGCCCAGCGAGGUCGACCCGGGCAUCUGCGAGGAGGCUCCGGCCCCGCCGGGCGCCCAGGACCACGCGGGCCUCCAGGAGCACGACGCCGGCCUGAGCCGGGCCGGUGAGCGCGGGCGCCAGCUGAGCUCGGGCACGGCCUUCCAGCCGGCGGCCGCCCCCAGCCCCGGGCCCAGGCCCCCCUCCGCCACCCCGCCCGACCCAGGCGACGGGACCAUCAAGAAGUCGUGCUCCUGGCACACUCUGCGCGUGAGGAAGCAGGCGGAGAAGGACAGCGUGGGCAAGAGCGGAGCCCCCGGCGCACCACGGAAACCCAAGGAGCCCCUGGCCGAAACGCCCCCCAUCAGAGAAGCACCCAGCUCAGAGGACUCCGAGUGUGAUGACCUGGACCCCAACACUAGCAUGGAGAUCUUGAAUCCGAAUUUCAUCCAGGAUGUGGCCCCGGAGUUCCUGGUGCCGCUGACCGACGUGUCAUGCCUGCUGGGGGCAUCGGUGACGCUGCAGUGCAAGGUGUGCGGGAGACCCCGGCCCAGCGUGGCCUGGAGGGGCCCGGACCAGACCGUCCUCAGCCUCCACGCCAGCAGUGCCGCCUACAUCGCCUCUGCCAGCGACUCUGGCGAAAUCUCCCUGAAGAUCUGCAAUCUUAUGCCACAGGACAGUGGCAUGUACACGUGCAUCGCCACCAAUGACCACGGGACCGCAUCCACAUCCGCCACGGUCAAAGUCCAAGGUGUCCCGGCUGCCCCGACCCGGCCCAUAGCUCAGGAGCGGAGCUGCUCCUCCGUCAUUGUGCACUGGCAGCCCCCGCCGAGCACGGGGAACUGCACCAUCUCCGGCUACACGGUGGAGUACCGGGAGGAAGGGCCCCAGGCUUGGCAGCAGUCAGUGGCGUCCACGCUGGACACCUACCUGGUGGUCCAGGACCUGGGCGCCGGCCGCGCCUACCAGUUCCGCGUCAGUGCCAGUAACCCCUGGGGCAUCAGCCCGCCCAGCGAGGCCUCCGACUUCGUCAGGCUGCCCGAGGCCGACUCGGCCCCGGCCGGGGCCACCAUCACCUGGAAGGACAACUUCGAGCUGGCCUACACGGAGCUGAACGAGAUCGGGAGGGGCCGGUUCGCGGUGGUGAAGAAGUGCGUGCACAAGACGACGCGGAAGGACGUGGCCGUCAAGUUCGUCAGCAAGAAGAUGAAGCGGAAGGACCAGGUGGCCCACGAGGCAUCGCUCCUGCAGCACGUGCAGCACCCCCAGUUCCUCACCCUGCACGGCACCUACGAGUCCCCCUCCGCCUACAUCCUCGUCCUGGAGCUGGUGGAGGACGGUCAGCUGCUCCAUCACGUCCUGAACCACGGCGAGCUGAUGGAGGCCGAGGUGGCCUUCUACAUCCGAGGCACCACGGAGGCCUUGCAAUACCUGCACAACUGCAGGGUGGUGCACCUCGACAUCAAGCCGGAGAACCUGCUGGUGGACGCCCGGCUGCCGGUGCCGCGGGUGAAGGUGAUCGACCUGGAGGAUGCGGUGCAGAUCACGGGCCCGUGGCACGUGCACCGGCUGCUGGGCAGCGCCGAGUUCGCGGCGCCGGAGGUGGUGCGCGGGGCGCCGGUGGCGCUGGCCACCGACCUGUGGAGCGUGGGCGUGCUGGCCUACCUGCUGCUCAGCGGCGUCUCGCCCUUCCUGGACGACAGCAAGGAGGAGACCUGCGACAACGUCUGCCGGGCCGACUUCAGCUUCCCGCCCGAGUACUUCGGCGCCGUCAGCCUCCACGCCCGCGACUUCGUGUCCGCCCUGCUGCAGCCCGACCCCCGGCGGAGGCCCACGGCCGCCACCUGCCUCCGGCACCCCUGGCUGCAGCCCCACCGCCCUGGCCACCCCGGGGCCACGGGGGCCACCGGGGACCCCGGCUCCCCCGGCUCCUCCGGAUCCUCCCCGGCCCCGCUGGACACGGCGCGGCUGGCCGGCUUCGUGGAGAGGCGCAGGCUGCAGCACGACGUCCGGCCGCCGCCCCCGCCCCACGCCUUCCACGGCUGCAGCCCCAGGCGCCCGCCGCCCCCCGACACCUAGGCCGA